Molecule: messenger RNA, 4984 nt
Organism: Pieris rapae (cabbage white)
Lineage: Eukaryota; Metazoa; Arthropoda; Insecta; Lepidoptera; Pieridae
Product: phospholipid-transporting ATPase IF
Exons: 17
Coding region: 168-3536 (1122 amino acids)
Biological process (GO): phospholipid translocation
Cellular component (GO): trans-Golgi network; plasma membrane; endoplasmic reticulum
Molecular function (GO): ATP hydrolysis activity; ATPase-coupled intramembrane lipid carrier activity; magnesium ion binding
Source: RefSeq, a predicted model, not a curated record
AUAGCUUAGCCACAGAAAUUGAUAUGAAGGUCUAGGCUAAUCUGUCGAACCACGCCGUUUUUCAUUGAUAUCAUGUAUUUGAUAAGAUAUGUUCAGUCACUCUUUCAUUGUCGCAUUAAAAGGCUGAAUUACCUGUGUUUUUUAAAUAUGUUUAGUGAAGUGAAGUUAUGAUGAGGAAUUAUGUAUCUGUGCGAAACUUUUUUCAGCGACUUCGAGAAUGUCUACUUUCGUGUUGUCUAUUGGUCGCGUUUUGGCGCCCGAAAAAGGUGUCUGACAUUUCGGAGACGCGACUUAUCGAAGUAGGAGUAGUGGAUCAGGGAAAGAAAAAACAUAACAAGAUCAAAACAUCCAAAUACACUUUUCUUAUGUUUCUGCCCAAGAACUUAACGGAGCAGUUUCGUAGAGUUGUCAACUUUUACUUCUUGUUUGUGACCGUUAUCGCUAUCGUUAUUGAUAGUCCCGUAUCUCCGUAUACUAGCAUAGCGCCAUUGAGUUUUAUGGUACUCGUGACAGCUGUCAAACAAGGUUAUGAAGACUGGCUUCGACAUAAAGCAGACGAUAAAGUCAACAACCAAAUAGUGGAAAUAGUUCACAAAGGAGUUAUAAAGGAAGUUCGAAAUUCUACUAUUGCCCCCGGUGCCCUUGUGAGAGUGAAACGGGGACGGGAGGUACCAGCCGAUCUGGUAAUCUUAUGUUCUGCUGGUGAAAAGGGAAAAUGUUUCGUCACCACCGCAAAUUUAGAUGGAGAGACCAAUUUGAAGACCCUCAGGGUUCCACCACCUUUGAUUGGGUACACCCCAGAUAUAAUUCCGCCUGGUAUCCGCAUAGAACUACCACAUCCGGUCGCAGAUCUUUAUACGUUCUACGGUCGAUUGGAAAUACCCGGCCAACCCAGUUUACCAUUAAAUACUGAUAAUAUAAUGCUCAGAGGAUCCCGAGUGAAGAAUACCGAGUGGGCUAUUGGAUGUGCCGUCUAUACUGGUGAAGAAACAAAACUGGCUCUUAACUCAAAAUAUUCAGGGAACAAAUUCUCAUCAAGCGAAUCUGCUGUCAACGGAUUCCUUGUGCUACUCAUCUACGUUCUCCUCUUCGAAGUGAUUGGUUCUUUCGUCGCCAAAAUACUCAUAGAAAUGUGGAAUCCAGAAAGACUCGAAUAUUUCGGCUUCGAAGACGUUUUUCCAUUAACAGCCUCUAGUGUUCUACAGGACCUCUUCUCUUUUCUCUUGUUGUACUACUACAUCAUACCCAUCUCUUUGUACGUCACAAUAGAGCUGUAUAAAUUUAUCGGUGCCCUCUUCAUCGGUUGGGAUGAAGAACUUCGCUGUGAAGAGACUGGCAGACCAGCGAUCGCCAAUACCUCUGACCUUAACGAAGAGUUGGGUCAAGUAGAGGUGCUCUUCUCGGACAAGACUGGUACUCUUACAAAGAACCUUAUGGCUUUCAAGGCAUGUUCAAUAAAAGGACAGAUUUAUGAAGAGAGGGAAGGAAGAUUGUUUGAUACUGGGAAGUUUGAUGAAGCCGUUGAUACACUUCAGACAGACCUUAAAUUUUUCUUCACAAUACUGGCACUAUGUCACUCGGUUCAACUCUCGAACGAAGACAUGAAAAAGUUAAGUGCACGUCUUUCCGGAACCGGAAAUAUGCAGUUAAUGAACUUCUUUCGACGGAAAAAGAUUACGAAAGCGAAUGGAAACAGUAGUGUUAUUGACAGCGUUACAUGGAACGCCAUUUUGAAUGAAAAUGGCAGUAAAAUGGACUACCAGGGAAGCAGCCCCGAUGAAAAGGCCUUAGUGGAGGCAGCUGAUAGGUUUCAAGUAACCUUCUUGGGGGAUGAAGGGAACAAUCUAGUACUUAAGGUCGGUACUAUUACGGAGAUGUAUGAAAGACUUCAGUUGAUUGAAUUUACGUCUGAAAGAAAGCGGAUGUCCGUCAUCGUGAAGGAUAAAGAUGGGAAGAUAUGGCUAUUUUGUAAAGGUGCGGAGUCCUCAGUGUUUCCUAUAUGCAAGGAUUCGGUAGCGAUAGAAGAGACGGAAAGAGAUAUCACUGCUUUUGCCACUAAAGGUCUUAGGACCCUUGCUGUUGCUUACCGGGAAAUACCCACGGAGGAGUAUGAAAGAGUCGCUGAAUCUAUAAAACUUCUUGACGGCUCAAGCGCAGAAGCCCUACAGCGUGUGAACCAACAGUAUGUAGUACUAGAGCAACAGUUGACACUGCUUGGUGCAACAGCUGUGGAAGAUUGUCUUCAAGAUGAUGUUGCAGAUACUCUCGCGUCUCUGCGAAGAGCUGGAAUCAAAAUCUGGGUGCUUACUGGAGAUAAGGUAGAAACAGCAAUAAACGUCUCCCAAUCGUGCGGCCAUAUAUCCGAGAACGAUCGUCGAAUGUUUCUUAUAAGCGUCGAAGACGAGCUCGCGUUACAGCAGGCACUAGAGCUUUGUAGGCAGACGGUGGAAGAACCGGGCUAUCAGGAUUUGACGUUGGUGGUUGAUGGAGUCAGCAUGGCGAAUGUUCUAGAUACGGUGUAUGCGAGGGACUUUGUUGAUAUUUCGCUCAAGUGCAGUGCAGUGCUGUGCUGUAGACUGUCGCCGAUACAGAAGGCUAAGAUUGUUAAGUUAGUAAAGAAUUGUUCGGAGCACCCGAUUACAGCGGCCAUAGGAGAUGGCGCCAACGACAUCUCCAUGAUACAAGAGGCUCACGUGGGCUUCGGGAUAUUUGGGAAAGAGGGACAUCAAGCUGCCAGAUCGGCUGACUUCGCAUUCACAAAAUUUUCUAUGGUGAAAAAGAUGCUUCUGGUACUGGGGCAUUGGUACUAUCAACGACUGGCAACACUUGUACUCUACUUCUUCUAUAAAAACUUAGUACUAGGGAAUAUAAUGUUAUUUUUCCAAAUAAACAGCGCGUUUUCGACACAGUCAAUAUAUGAUAGUAUGUAUUUGACGUUCUACAAUCUAUUCUUUACUUCAGUGCCGUGCCUUGUUCUAUCUGUGACUGAGCAACGCUGGCCAGCCGAUUCUUUACUUAGGAACCCAAUGCUUUACCGAAAUAUUCGAAAAAACAAUCUUCUCUCAUGGCGGUACUUCGUACUUUGGCUGUCAGGAGCGUUAUAUCAUUCAGCGGUCAUAUAUGGCUUCAGUGUUUUUGUUUUCACCUCGGCUGUCUUCACAUCUGAUGGGAAACCUAUGGAUUUGUGGUCAUUCGGCGCGAUACUAUUCCACCAAAUGCUGGUAAUAGUGACAUUGAAGCUGUGCCUUCACGCGCGAUACCAAACCCUGACCUUCGCACUUACCGCUCUAUUAUCAGUAUUGACGUAUAUAGCGUUUAAUACUAUAUAUUCGUUAUUUUAUUUCCAAGUGGACGGCGACAUCCUAGGUACGUAUACCCGUCUGCUCACCUCCCUGCCAUUUUGGCUGCUCAACCUGCUCACAGUUGCUGCUGCUCUUGCGCCGGACUUCUGUCUGCGCAUCCUGAUUGAAAUUAGAGCGCGAAGGAAUAUACGAACAGACACGGAAACACAGCAGGUUUAUUCGACCCAACUUUGAAAGGUCCGUGUUCCCAUACGGAUCUUUAGCCAUACGCCUCAUUCGGUAAUGAUUUAGAAGGAGCGGGGCAUGCGUUUUGUGACAGAUAUCGCAGUGAAAAACAAAUAUUACAAUUUUGUUUAAUAUCUGUAUAAAAUUUAUAAGGUUUUUCAAUAAGAUGUGUGUGUCAAAUGAUUAGAAUAGUUGAAUUGACGAGACUCGCUACAGUGAAUUGUUUGAAAAUGAUCAUGUGACCGCUUAAUGCAUGCAGUCAUAGUAGUCGUAUUUCAUAAAGUCCAUAUACGGCGUAAUCUGUAACUUCCAAUACCGUUUGCGAUAUUUUAUUUAUUUAUUUAUUCAAUUACAGACCAUACAUGGCUAAACUCAUACUAAAAAUAAUCUAGACAUUGUAUGAAAUUUUGAUGUAGUCUUCUCAAUACUCUCGCUUUGAUGACAUAAGGCCAGUUUACUAGCAUCUUGUAAUUUCGCCCCUUGUGCCCCUUUUGAAUUUUGCGCUAAAACCCUAAAUGUAUUUUGGGCCCAGAUUGCGUCCAUUUCUUUGAUAUUACCUAUAGUUCAUACACAAGUUCCUUCUAUUACUUCUGUCUUUCGCAUGUCGUCGAUUUUUGUAUUUAUACAGCCCGGUUUCCUAAUGUUGAUUCCAUCGGGUAUGAGACUCGUACCCGAUGGACGUUAGGUAUAAUCACAAUAUUGGAAUCGAAAGAAAAUCUCCAUAUUUUAUUCCAAUCGCUUCUGGAAGUUACAGAGUAUCGGUUCUGUUCUGACUCAUAUAUGUAUUACGUAUGAAAAGUACCAAUUUAAUGCAGCAUUGGAUUACUUUUUGGCCAGAUAAAUUACAAAUUCAGGAGUAAAAACUGAUGAAUUCCAGGCAGAUAUUAUAUUUUCUACUAGAAAAUAUAAUAUCUGCUUGUAUAAUUAUAAACAUUUUUUCGUAUACCAAAUAGUUAAAUCAUAUACCAAAAAAUGAUAAAUAGUUGCUUAAUAACGGAGUCAUUUAAAUAUUGUUAAUCCAGCAAAUUGUGAUAAUAAGAGUUUAUAAGUAACAAUGGACCAAUUAAUAUAGGUAUAAUAACAUUCUAGUCAUAAAAUAGUUAAUUUUAUAUAUUUCAAAAUAUAUAAAGAAUACCGAGAUAUAAGUCUAUUAUCCAUGACUCAAAGUAGCAACAUACAAAAGGGGAUUUGUUGGGAGUCUUAAUGACAAUCACUAACAGAUUUUGGAAUUAAAUUAUUGGAAAAUCAAUCAUAUAAACGUAAUAAAUUGUUCUAGUUUUAUAAUAUGAUUUUAACCUCUCUAUUUUACUAAAAAUUCAAAGUAUUACCCAAAGCAAUAUAUUAAAAGUCUUUGGUACAAAGUACCUAUCAUUGUUUAAAUUAAUUAGAAUAAUAUUAAUUACGUAGUAGAAUUAGAAUAUAAAGAUUGCAUUUUGACAAUACAGGUAUUAUUGUGC